This is a messenger RNA of Calypte anna (Anna's hummingbird), 3660 nucleotides long. RefSeq names its product phosphatidylserine synthase 2 (gene PTDSS2). Gene Ontology annotation, molecular function: L-serine-phosphatidylethanolamine phosphatidyltransferase activity. The record is from RefSeq and is a predicted model, not a curated record. The coding region runs from base 76 to 1515 and encodes 479 amino acids. Gene Ontology annotation, biological process: phosphatidylserine biosynthetic process. Lineage: Eukaryota; Metazoa; Chordata; Aves; Apodiformes; Trochilidae. The transcript has 12 exons.
CGUCGGGGGCGCGCCCCGCCCUCCUCACACCGCCAGAGCCGCCCCCGGUUCGGUUCCCGCCGCCCCGCAGCGGCCAUGAGGCGCGGAGAGCGCCGGGGCCCCGGUCCUGUCCCGGGCAAAGGUGCCCUGGAGGAACAGCAGCCACCCCCGCUACCCAACGGAGGAGGCCCUGAGAGGGUGAGGGAAAACCCCGCCCUGCGCCGCAGCACCGAGUCCGAGGUCUACGACGACGGCACCAACACCUUCUUCUGGAGAGCUCAUACCUUAACAGUCUUGUUCAUCCUCACGUGUGCGCUGGGCUACGUCACCUUGCUUGAGGAAACCCCCCAAGACACAGCCUACAACACAAAAAGAGGUAUUGUUGCCAGUAUUUUGGUGUUCUUAUGUUUUGGAGUCACACAAGCUAAAGAUGGGCCCUUCUCAAGACCUCACCCAGCUUACUGGAGGUUUUGGCUCUGUGUGAGCGUUGUGUAUGAGCUCUUCCUCAUCUUUAUACUCUUUCAGACUGUACAGGAUGGCAGAAAGUUUAUGAAGUACAUUGAUCCACACCUAGGUGUUCCUUUGCCAGAAAGAGACUAUGGUGGCAACUGCCUCAUUUAUGAUCCUGGCAAUGAGACUGAUCCAUUCCACAACAUCUGGGACAAACUGGAUGGAUUUGUUCCUGCUCACUUUUUUGGCUGGUACCUGAAGACAUUGAUGAUUCGAGACUGGUGGAUGUGUAUGAUCAUCAGUGUGAUGUUUGAGUUCCUGGAGUACAGCCUGGAACACCAGCUUCCAAACUUCAGUGAAUGUUGGUGGGAUCACUGGAUAAUGGAUGUGAUCUUGUGCAAUGGAUUAGGAAUUUACUGUGGGAUGAAGACUCUGUCUUGGCUUUCUUUGAAAACAUACAAAUGGCAAGGACUUUGGAACAUUCCUACAUACAAAGGUAAAAUGAAGAGAAUUGUCUUCCAGUUCACACCAUACAGCUGGGUGAAGUUUGAGUGGAAGCCAGCGUCCAGCCUGCGCAGAUGGCUGGCAGUUUGUGGCAUUAUCUUUGUUUUUUUAUUGGCAGAGUUGAACACAUUUUACUUGAAGUUUGUCCUGUGGAUGCCCCCAGAACACUACUUGGUCCUGUUACGACUUGUCUUUUUUGUCAAUGUGGGAGGUGUGGCUAUGAGGGAAAUCUACGACUUCAUGGACGACCCGAAGUUCCAUAAGAAGCUGGGUCAGCAGGCAUGGCUGGUGGCUGCUAUCACUGCCACCGAGUUCCUGAUCGUGGUGAAGUAUGAUCCCUACACCCUCACACUUUCCCUGCCCUUCUACAUCACCCAGUGCUGGAUCCUGGGGAUUAUCCUGGUGCUCACCUGGACAGCCUGGCGCUUCUUCAUCCGUGACAUCACUCUGCGGUACAAGGAGAUCAGGAGACAGAAGCAAGAGCACAGGCACGAAAAGGAGAAGUGCUUGAGCAAUGGGGAUGGACACUCAGCCAUGCUGGAUGAACACAGCGGGAACAAACUAAAGGAGAGGAAACUCUGAGCAACAGACAAAGGGCUGAAAAGAACUUGUAGUGUUCAAGCUGGCCUGGUGGACAGUUUCAACCUUUCCCUAACUUGUAAUUUUCAUUGUUAGCUUUCCAGCACGUGAGAAUCCUCUCUGGGCAGGGGGGGGAGGAAGAAAGAUGUGGUGGUGACAUGCAGACCCUUUCUCCUCGGGUACUGGUGAGAGGUGGAGAAAGUCUGUGUGGAGGGAAGUCAGAACCAACACCAUGGGGAGGAGAUGGGAUCUUCACCCAGGUGUUGUGUGUCUUCCCUGGAAACAAGGCUUGGAGGUCAGGGGCUUGAACAUAAGGCAAAGGGAACGUAGCUGAUCUGUUUGCAGUCAACUGUGAGAUUUUAAUUUUGACCUUUGGGCAUUAGGAACACUUUGUUUUGGAGUGGGACAGAUACCUGGCGUAGGAAACUGAAUUAUUUUUAUCUGCUCAAACUUACCUUGAGCUGUGGAGUGAGGUUGUGUAAAGUGUUCAGCCACCAAUGAGCAGAGCUGCAGCCAGGUAAGCCCAGAGAAACUGCAGCUUGUGCACAAGUUGCAUAACUUGCACAGAAUGUACUCAGAACACUACAGCCCCUCAGCCAUGGGGGCAUUGCCUUUCUCUAAACUGACUUCCAGCAUCCUGGGAUAGCCUACAAUAGUUUUAUGUUGUGUCACAGCUCUAGGGAGACAGAGAGCUUCUCCUUAGUUCUGUUUUUUUAAUUUUAUUUUUCUUUCAGUCUUGGUCAUCUCUUAAAUGGAAGGUUAAACAAGAAAAAUCAACCUUCCUUUCCUUCAUUUCAUGGAGUGAAUUGCAUUACAAGGAGAAAACAGGGAGUUACUCCAUUGGUCUUAAAUUACUUGCCUUAUUCUCAGCUCUCUUAGUUCCUUACCAAGAAGGUUUCACUCUUGGUGUCUGCUGCAGGGGGCAUGGCAGGCUCUGCCACCCCUCAGAGCUGUCCCAUUCCUCCCAGGGUGACUCCAGGCUGAGCAGGCUCCUGUGUCCACUGGAAGAGUGGCCCAGGCACGGAGCAGCUGAGGCUGAGUGCAUCCUUCUGUGUAGCAGCAGAGGUCUGCAGGCCAAGCUACAGUGUUCCUGCUGGUGACUCAGCGUCUAGGAGAAGCUCUUGGAAACCUGGGCUGCAUUGUUUUGUUGUGUUUUUUUUCCAGGUCAUUAUUCCAAACUCUAAGUGCUACACUAAGCCUCGAUUCCGUAACCUCUGCUCUGAGCCUUCCCUGAGGCACUGAUGUAACCCCAACCAUGUCACUUUACAUCCUGUGAGCUCAUCUGGCUGCUAAAGGGUAUUUUUCAGGGAAGUGUUUAUCUAGAAGAACAUGGCAAAGACACCACCAGUAAAAUUCCAGAGUGCAACCCCAAAGUUUUUAAGUGGCAGAGCUGCUGGCUAGCAGGCAGCCACGUUUUCCAUCUGUUCAGCAGUGCCAGUGGCAACCAAACUCUGCAUUUCUGCUGUGAUUAUGGGUGACCCAAGUGCUCCCCAGCCCUGAAGAAGGGGCUUUGGGCAGUCAUCAAUUAACUGAGCAGUUUGCUUGUGUCUGAAGAGCUCAACAGAUGAGCUGAGGGUGCUGCUACACAAGAGGCAGCAUCACCUCCUGCCUCCAGUCCCUGCUGCUCGUGCAGGGCAGUGUUUUGCUGUGUUAGUGAGGAGUGGUGGCUGUGUAACUGGGUGCUGAGAGGUGUGGCUGAUGGGCAGAGUGCUGAGGUGAGCAAGUAUGUAUUUCUAUGCCUUUCCACCCAGAGUCAUUGCUAGUUCCAGCUGUAGAGCAGCCUCAGGAGCCCUUCCCUGGCUGGUUGGUAGCUCGUGUGUUGUGCUGGUGUCCUCCCAGCCAGGCUCAGCUCGGGCUCUCCCCAUUCUCUUCACACUGUGCAACCUCCUGGGUCUGUCUCAGGAUUUGGGUGGUGGGAGGAACAUGGUGGGGAUGAUCUGUCCCUGUCCCUGCCUCCCCUCCCCACCAGAGCCCCAGGGGUGCACAUGUGGAAUAUUCCUGUUCCCUGGGAGCCCUCCUGGAGCUUUGACCUGAGGUGUGACCCACGGAGCUGUUUGUCUGCAGCCAUCUCAACAGCUUUUGUGGUCGGUGGGGGUGACUGAGCCAGUGUAAUAAAUGAUGUUUGCUGGUGUGUUCUUUGGUACCGUG